This is a messenger RNA of Plodia interpunctella (Indianmeal moth), 768 nucleotides long. RefSeq lists its product as uncharacterized. The coding region runs from base 64 to 744 and encodes 226 amino acids. The record is from RefSeq and is a predicted model, not a curated record. NCBI's taxonomy places the organism in Eukaryota, Metazoa, Arthropoda, Insecta, Lepidoptera, Pyralidae. The transcript is spliced from 6 exons.
UUAGCGCCAAAUCCAGUUGGCUUCCAAACAAUUGAUUUGUAGAAACUCAAAUUUUUUUCCAAAAUGAAUACUUUAACGAUAUUAAUUUUUGUAGCACUUUUUGCGUGUGCUAUGAGUAAAAAUGGAGUGAGAACGUUGACAGAAUCCCUAGGACAGGAGGUUAUAGAAAUUGGAACACCGAUAAAAGAGUUGCCGGCCGACAUAGAAGAGGAACCGUCGAUUGAAAAUGAGGAGGACGAGCACGUGACCACCCCCACGCCCAUCACCAGCGUCACCACCACCAAGCCGAGCACCAAGAGGGACCCUAAGAAACCAGCAUUGUUAACAACAUCGCGCCCUAGAAAGGCGAAUGCUAUACUGAAUAGUGAAGAAGAGGAAGACAGGAUUGAGAAAGAGCUAGCAGAUAUAUACAAGGAUACCAUUGACUACAGAGACAGCGCUGAGACAACGUCAUUAGUUGUGAUGAAGAUCGUGCCAGCGCUGAACAAGACCACGGCCACUGUCAACCAGGGGAACUCGUCCAAAUCUAUACUGAGGAGUAACGACAGAGAAAACUUUAAGUUCCAACCGGACCCGUUCAACAAAGCAGAGAUCGAGCGAUUCCGCACGUCCGUGGACGAUAUCAGCUGUGGGAAGAAACUUAAGGCUCCUGACGACAAGAAGGGAUCUGGGAACUACAGCUUCAGGAUCGUUAUGAACAUAUUAGUAUUUAACUUCUGUUUAUUUGCAAGGCUAUUGAUUUAAAUAAAUUAACUUUGUGUGAUUUUA